This is a messenger RNA of Odocoileus virginianus texanus, 4531 nucleotides long. Lineage: Eukaryota; Metazoa; Chordata; Mammalia; Artiodactyla; Cervidae. The record is from RefSeq and is a predicted model, not a curated record.
UAUGUGAAUUUUUUUUGGGGGGGGUAACAUACAGAGAAUUCUCUUUUAUUUUCAAAUGAUUCUGACUACCUUUUCUCAUGAUUCUUUAACUAAUAAAAAUAAUUGGGAAAAAAUAAAAAUAAAAAAUAAAUAAAGAAAAAAAGAAAACAAUGGUAUGUGAAUUUAUAUCUCAAUAAAGCUCUUACAAAAAAGAGUCCAUAGUUUAUGAUUUCAUUUAUAUAAAACUCUAGAAAAUACAAACAUAUAUGGUGACAGCUGCCUUAAUUCACUACCACAUUUUCUUUUGCUGCUUCCAUUUUUCCUAACACUUUUUCAAUUCCCUGAUUGCCUCUUUCUGUUAAUGUUUGUCUUGAGAAAACACGGGUCUGCGGAGGAGGAAGUGGUCUCAUUUUGCCACAGGAAAUGUGAAACUUGGGGACUUCUGAACAGCAGAACUGGUAUUGGGUUCCACACCCCAAUGAUCCUUGACUACCCAAAAGUGUAGUUUAAAAGCCAGUGGCUCGCAGACCACGCGGCGGGAGCUAGAACUCCAUUUCCCAGGAGGUCGUGGGGCACAGGGUGGAGACUGCGUCUGACGACACGGGUGGGACUCGGCCGCUGCCGGAAUGAAGCCGGGAGCCCGCCUUGUUCGCUCAGCCAUGAGAAACCUGGGAGGCUGUGUGAGCUGCGGUUGAACGGAGCUGGAGGACGACCGCUUUGCCAGGACGGUUGCCUUAGUAUGUGAUCCACUUCCUUGGAUGGAAAGGAUUUGAGAAUGGGAUGAAUUAUAUAUAUUCGGGGGAGAUUGAGCCUGCUUUUCCUAUUGCGAAGCCGACGUUAGGCACUUAUCUGUCCCAGGAUCACGAGUCCAACCGAAGUUCCAGAACCAAGUACCCCUGGUAGAAAGGCUCCGAAGGAAGUGCCGAGCGGGCUUGUGGUGGCUAUGGAUGGGUCACUACAAUUGCCUCUCUGGUUUAAGUUUCCAGGAGAAAAUUGACUGCUGAGCAGUGUACAUCUGAAGAAGAAUGCUUUGUCAGAUGAGAUUGGAAGAUUUAGAAGAAACUAUAAUUCCAAGGUUAAAACUUUGGAUCUUCUUUCCAGAAAAAUUUACCUAUGCACAUACACAUAAUAUUGUGCACAACUGCAGAGGUGGCUUCUAGAAUCCUCUGAAGCCUAUCUUCUAGCAGGCCAAGGACUCCAUGGACUCCAAGGGAAGAAUGCAGACGAUCAAAUGUGUGGUUGUGGGAGAUGGGGCUAUAGGUAAAACCUGCCUCCUCAUCAGUUAUACAACAAAUGCCUUUCCUGAGGAGUAUGUCCCCACUGUCUUUGACAACUAUAGUGCCCAGACAUAUGUGGAUGGCCAGAUCGUCAUCCUGAACCUGUGGGACACAGCUGGCCAAGAAGAGCAUGACCGACUGCGAACACUCUCCUACCCCCAGACCAAUAUCUUCGUCAUUUGCUUUUCCAUUGGCAGCCCAUCUUCUUAUGCCAAGGUGAGGCAUAAAUGGCACCCCGAGGUCUCCCAUCAUUGCCCCAACGUACCUGUUUUGCUGGUAGGCACGAAGAGGGACCUGCGGAGUGACCUUGAGACAGUGAAGAAUCGAAAGGAACAGAGCCUAGUGCCCACAACUCCUCAGCAAGGCACUUCCCUGGCUAAGCAGGUGGGGGCUGUAAAGUAUCUGGAAUGUUCAGCCCUGAUGCAAGAUGGGGUCCGUGAGGUAUUUUUGGAAGCUAUCUGGGCUGUGCUUUACCCUGCCACAAAGAAGAACACCAAGAAGUGUGUCCUCUUAUAGCUUUUGGGAUGUUGCCUGGGGACUGCACCCACAGAGAAAAAGGGGAAAUUCCCUUGAUAGCAUUUAACAUUGCCAGUGUGAGCCACUUAUCUCUUCUCCUGGAAACCCUAGGCUCCAGGUUAUUUGGUGUUUGGGGGAAUGAAGAGAGGCUAGUUUGUACUUGGCUGCUUUGAAAUUCAGUCUGAAACUUUUAGAGAAAGUUUGAGAGUGAGAGAGUGUGUCUCUGCUGUUGAAGUGAUGAGAGGAGAUGUCACCAGAUGUUCUUUUUGGCACUGGCCAGGCCACAACUAAGCAGAUCAGUCUAGUACUAUUCUUUGUAGGCUUUUGCCUGACUGUUUGAAAUCUAAUUUCAGCUUUCCUGGAUGUGUUUAUCAUUGAGCUAGUACCUCACAGAUGGACAGGGUUCUCCAAGUUUUCAAAUCAUUGCCUGAGGCUUUCUGAUAAACUAAUUUCUGGAAACUAUUUUAGGUGUGAUUCCUGGGUGUUCCCAGUGUUGACAUGUUCUUUCCAUUCUUGAGAUGAGAUGCUUUUGCAAUAAUGGUUAAGCAGCAUUUCUAGAAUUCUGUGAGAUUGUAACAGAUGUUUCUUAAAAGGGUUCUAUGGGCCUCUGGCCUUUUGAGAUGGCUCACGCUCCAUCUGUGGAGUGUGUUUCUCUCUUAAUAAAUGUGCUUCUUACCUAAAACAGAAAGCGGUUCUGUGGUCAAAUAAGGCAAGAAUCAUUGAUUUAAAUAAUGCCAAAUAGUUUGUUUUACUGCAGGAAGUUUUAUAACUUUUAAUAAGUAUGCAAUAUUUCCCAAACUUAUUUCACUGAACUUUUGUUUUUUUGGCCCCAUGCAGCACCUAUUAACAUCUCUGGGAACACCGUUUCAGAGAUGCUGGGUUACUGGGGACUGGGUAUUCCAAUGGUGGAGACUUAAAAAAGCAUAAUGUGGUCCUAUUCUUUGUGAUGUUUUCUUCUCUGUGCCUUUGAGAGGAAUGUUUACCAGCCAUGGCCUUGUUAUUGAUUCCUCUUCCAAUCCUCAGGAGGUGGGUUUGGCACUUAGUCAUAACAGUACAUUGGCUGUGGGAUCUGAUGUUAAGAUUUGCUUUCUGAUUCUGCUAGCACUCUGGGCCCUGUGAAGUGAAAAACUGUGUCUCUGAGGCUUCUGUGUGGCCCUUUCUUCUCACAUCACCCUUCCACUGUAAGGAAAGACCACUGAAGAUUAACCCUCUAAAUAAAACCAAUGAAACAAUCAAACAAGUAAGAUGUCCUGCCAGUCCCUCUCAAGGGGUUCUGUGAUUCUCUCUGAGACGUCUCUUCUGCUGUCAUUCCUCUGAGUCAUAAAGUCAUUCCUCUGAGUUAUAAAGGCUAUUCUGCUCUCUUCCUGUUCCUCCCUCCUCUGUAUGUCUCCCUGUUUGUGUGUGUUCAGCCCUGUGUGCCUUUUGAGUUUGCUCUAAGUGUUGGAGUUUGUUGGGUUUCCAGGCCGAAGGGGCUGUCCUCACCCUUGUGGCAGUUUUGUUGACUUUCCUCAGUCUGCUCUGGGGUGAGAUGAGUUGACUUCUGUAUCCCCGUGGACCUGCCGCUCCUUCCCCCAGCUGUAUUUUUGACCUUCAUUUGAUAUGGAAGGAAAACUUCUUUACCUGGCAGAUAGUGGUCAGGAACUCCACCAUGCACAUGUCCUCUCACCCUGCCAGAAUAGCAUGGGAUUUUUGAGAGUUUGGGAAAUGGAGCUAAAAGGAUCUCAUACCUCCCCUUGGGGUGGGUGAAGUGCCUGUGCUUUGCUCUGUGAUUGUCUUGCUGUUGCUCUUUGACAGGAUAUGAUCAGAGUAACCUCAAGCUGACUGAACCUCCUGGAUAGGGUUGCCAGAUAAAAUAAUUUUUUAACCAAUUUUUUAGUGUAAGUGUGUACCGUGCAAUAUCUGGGACAUACUUAACACUAAAAAAUUAUUUUGUUUAUCUGAGAUUCAAAGUUAAUGGGGCAUCCUGUAUUUUUAUUUGCUAAAUCUGUUAACCCUACUCUUUGAGAAUCUGGAACCUGGAGGUCAAGCAAAUAUCAAGUAUUGGUAGAAGAUAAAAGGUUAUUUAAAUACUCUAUUCUUCCUCCUUUUCUUCUGGUUUCCCUUUCCCCUCACAGUGGACUAAAGUGCUUUUUCUUUUUCCUUCAUCACUGUACCCGCCACUUCACGCAGUAUUCCAUUGGUGUGUAUGUCUACAAUGUUAAUUGUCUGAAGCUGUGGAGGAUCCAGGACGAAUACUGUUGUCCAGCACUUCCCUUCUCAGUUCCGAUGUACUAUAUCUAUUUUCCAGUGUGCAACUCAGGGUCUCCUGAGGCUGGCAGGGAUUCUGUAUGAGCAGUGUGUUAACUGGAAAAGGGUGAGCGUGGCCCUCUUCAACCAAGGCUCAAUAGCACUUUGGAAAGGGGGGCUAUUACCAUAAUGUGGCCACUGUGGAGGUCAACUGGCUUCUGGGUGCUGUGCCCACUGCCCUUUUGUAAAGUCACUGGGUUUUUCCAAAGACAGUCAAAUGGAAGUGUAUUCCAGUCUCAUGAUGUUCUGAUUGAUGCCACUUUGGGUGCUCACAGGACUUCAUGGUUGAAAGGGGCUAGAAACAUGGCUGUCACCUAGGUCUCUGGGAAAUUUCUAUUUAGCUACUGAAAUCUUUUAAGUUGGCUUUUAAUAGCGCCUCCUGCUCCUCCUUUGCCUGUCAAAUUCCCAAAUGUAAGCCUGGGUUUGGUUUGGGCAAACUUGUGUUCUCUAAUAAAUGGAGGUGUGAUCCACAA